GUUUCUGUCUCCACAGCAAACAUCUUGACAGUCAUCAUCCUUUCCCAGCUUGUGGCUCGCAGGCAGAAGUCCUCCUAUAACUAUCUUCUAGCUCUAGCUGCUGCUGACAUCCUGGUUCUCUUCUUCAUCGUCUUUGUUGACUUCCUCAUGGAAGACUUCAUCUUAAACAAACAGAUGCCUCAGGUACUGGACAAAAUAAUUGAGGUCUUGGAAUUUUCUUCCAUCCACACCUCCAUUUGGAUUACGGUUCCACUAACGAUCGAUAGGUAUAUAGCUGUGUGCCAUCCGCUGAAGUAUCACACAGUCUCCUACCCUGCUCGUACUCGAAAAGUCAUUGUGAGUGUCUAUAUCACCUGCUUUUUGACCAGCAUCCCCUACUACUGGUGGCCCAACAUUUGGAUCGAAGACUACAUAAGCACAUCAAUACAUCACGUCCUCAUCUGGGUCCACUGCUUUACCGUUUACUUAGUGCCCUGCUCCAUCUUCUUCAUCCUGAAUUCCAUCAUCGUGUACAAGCUGCGGCGAAAGAGCAAUUUCCGGCUGCGAGGGUACUCCACAGGGAAAACAACAGCCAUUUUGUUUACUAUAACUUCUAUUUUUGCCAUACUUUGGGCACCAAGAAUAAUCAUGAUAUUGUAUCACCUCUACGUAUCGCCUAUAAACAACAGCUGGGUGGUACAUAUUGCAUCGGACAUUGCCAAUAUGCUAGCACUGCUGAACACUGCAAUUAAUUUCUUCCUCUACUGUUUUAUUAGCAAAAGAUUUCGCACAAUGGCAGCUGCCAUGCUGAAAGCCUUCUUUAAGUGUCAGAAGCAACCUGUGCAAUUCUAUACAAACCAUAACUUUUCCAUAACGAGUAGCCCUUGGAUUUCUCCUGCCAACUCUCACUGCAUCAAAAUGCUUGUUUACCAGUAUGAUAAGAACGGAAAGCCUAUAAAAAUAUCACCAUGA
Tauraco erythrolophus (red-crested turaco) is the source of this 951-nucleotide messenger RNA. NCBI's taxonomy places the organism in Eukaryota, Metazoa, Chordata, Aves, Musophagiformes, Musophagidae. The record is from RefSeq and is a predicted model, not a curated record.